GGAUGAUGGAGUGGGGUUUGCUUCCAUUGGAGGAAGCUAAGAAGGUUUAUGAGAAGAAGCUGAAAAAGGCCCAUUACCAGAAGCUUGGAUCACCUGUCAAGACCGUCUCUGUUAAAAAAACAGCAACUAUCUCGGUUAAAAAAAAGAAGGAAACAGUCUCAAAGACUGCAGUUAAAGUGAUAAAGAAGCGAAAGGCCAGUGAUUCAGAAGCAGAUGAUGAUGAAGACUUCAUUGUGCACAAGAAAACAAUUCAAGAAACAGAAGAUUUCUAGCUAACAUGCUCCAUCCACAACUUGCUUUAUUUAUCACAAGCUACUUUGUUGCUUCUUGCCAUGCGCUAGUGCACACAGGUCUUUGCCACAGAAUAGUGUACUUUUCGAGGUGUAGAAGUUAAGAAAGCUUGGAUACAUGUUGAAUCCUGUGAUUUAUUAUUCAUUACCUACUGCAGACAGGAACUUCUGCUUUCUAAUUGCUACCAUAUUCCUUUUGACCAGGCAUGGAAGAAUAGCAACGUGGAGGUUAGUUUUGUCGUAUAACGAAUAGCGCUUUGACAACUAAUGUUAUAAUCUAUGACAUUACUUAUUUUUCUCGCUUGGAAAGAGAUGUCGUGCCUGGUAGAAGUUUCAUUACCUAGGGGGAAGUCAUUGGCGAUAUUCUGUCAUCCUAUAAUGCACUAGUGUUAUGGGUCUUCUAAGUUGUCAUUAAAUAGUGUGUUAAAGUUUUUGCCUUCUAGUGUAAAGGCACUAUUGUAUCGGCAACACCAAGGGAAAGCAGAUGCUUUGUUUUGAAGAAGUCACACCUGGUGGAAAAAGAAAUGAUUCUAUGUAGGAUAUGGCUUCUGCUAAGGAAGCAACCUUGCAUUUUUAUAUUACCAUCUUGAUUGACUGAAUCAAGAGAUCACAUCUUUGUGAGAAUUAUCUUAGUACUUUACGAUCUUUUCUUCAUGUCGCUUCAGUUUUCAAACAAAAAGAUAAUAUAGAAGGAAUUUGAUGGCAG
Messenger RNA from Elaeis guineensis (African oil palm), 996 nucleotides. NCBI's taxonomy places the organism in Eukaryota, Viridiplantae, Streptophyta, Magnoliopsida, Arecales, Arecaceae. The record is from RefSeq and is a predicted model, not a curated record.